ACUUGUCUACACGGUUUCUGAUGACGAUAAUCGACGUGGCACCUGUUGAUAAUUUAAAAACCACUAGUAUAACUGUCUGUAAGCAGUAAAUUUAACGUUUGUGCAGCUAUUCUCCAUUUUGAGAUCAGAAACAGCGACUCCGGUAUUAGCUAGCUUUUCAGCGCUAGCUGCUGGUCUCUAAGGGAUAAGCGGUCGUGCUGCAGAUUUAGGUCAUCUUUGCUAUGAACGCCUCCUCAUCCCAGCCUUCAGCUUCAAGCUCUUCAUGCAGAACACUACCUGGAGAUGGGAAUCAGGUUCAACCAAAACCUCCUCUCCUCCAGAUUCUGCGAGUCGCUGGAGCUCAAGAAGAUGUCUUCACACUUAAGGAGGUGAUGCACUACCUGGGUCAGUACAUCAUGGGAAAGCAGCUAUAUGACAAACAGAGGCAGCACAUUGUCCACUGCCAAGAUGACCCUCUGGGAGAACUGCUGGAAGUUGACAGCUUCUCUGUUAAAAAUCCAAGCCCAGUGUAUGAAAUGCUGAAGAAGAACUUGGUUGUGCUUGAUUGCAGUGACGCUGCAGAGAAUCUUUCUGUGGGCCGAGAAUGUAUAGAGGGCGGAGUGGAGGAUCGUGGUCAGGUUUGCGGAGGAGGUGUGAUCCCAACAGGAGCGAUGGCCAGCAGUGAUGUGCCUCUCCUGCUGACACCCUGCCAGAGACGACCCCGCGAGCCUGAUGAUGAAUCUCUUGAAGGCCUGCCACGCUCAGCCUGCAAACGGCCCAAACUGGAUGUUACUCUGGACGAUUGGGAUCUUUCCGGCCUUCCCUGGUGGUUUCUGGGUAAUCUCCGCAACAACUACAGCCGCAGGAGCAAUGGUUCCACUGAUAUCCACACAAACCAGCUGUUCCUGUUACAGGAGGAGGACACAGCCAUUGUGUCCGACACGACCGAAGACCUCUGGUUCCUAACGGAAGGCGGGAGUGAACAAGUGAGUGUGGAGAUGAAAGAAGCUGUCGUGGAAGAAGGGAGCGGUGGAGAAGGAGAAGGUUCCUUUGAGGAAGACUGUGGAGGAACAAAGGAGGAAACGGCUGACCGAGAGAUGCAGGAGGAGCAGGACGAAGACUUGCAGUGUCUGAGCGAUGACACGGACACGGAGCUCUCCACACAGGAUGCGUGGCAGUGUACAGAGUGCAAAAAGUACAACACACCUCUUCAGAGAUACUGCGUCCGCUGCUGGGCUCUGCGGAAAAACUGGUUUAAAGAUGUCCCUCGCCUCGCACAUUCCCUGUCUGUCCCUGACAUCCCGGCGUGCAGUUCUCUCGCCGCCCAAGAUGACGAUGACAGCGACGCAGGCAUCGACGUUCCAGACUGCACCAGGACCGUGUCCGACCCAGUCAUCUUGCCCUCCCACUCUAAAGCUGACCGACCAUUGCCCCCCAUGGGCAUAAACAAAGGCAAAGGACCACAUUCUUUGGGCUCUCACAAGGAGGAGCAGCUCUCAGAAGGGGAAAGUCAGGAAAGUCUAGGUAUGGAGUUUGAAGACGUUCGACCAGAGGCGCUCUUGGAGCCCUGCAAGCUGUGUCGAGUCCGACCGCGGAACGGGAAUAUUAUUCACGGAGGCACCGCCCACUUGCUGACCUGUUUUCCGUGUGCACGGAGGCUUCACAAGUUCCAGGCUCCAUGUCCAGGAUGUGGAAAGAUAAUUCAAAAAGUUAUUAAGAUAUUUAUCCUUUAAAAAGUACACAAACUGAUAAAAUAGAGUCUACAAGUUCUUAAAUAAAGCUGUGUAUAUGUAACAUAUGAAGGCUCAAGGUGCACUCAAACACACAAAUACAACAAACAUGAACAAAAUCCAGCACUUGUUAAGCUUGUUCUGGGGGACAUUUUGGAGUGUUUUUGAAAGGACAUGAACCAAACCCAAGGUUUGCUUUGCUGCCACGUGUAAAUAAGGGAAAUGUUUGUAGUAUUUAUUUAUUUAAUUCACAUGGGGAAAUAUAUUUGAUUCAAAUGACAUGAAGGUUGUGUUUCCCCUUCUCUGUUCCACCAGUUCUCACGCACCAUUUUAAGUUGGUUUUAGUUUUUAUUAUUCUGUUCCAAGGCAGUUUCUUUUAUUUGUCCUAUUUGAUCAAAGUUUUAUAGCAGUCCAGGUGUGGUGUCUUACUUUGUGCCAUUUCACAGUCUUUUUUUUUUUUUUUUUUCCUGAUGUUUGGGAGUUUUGACCUAUAAAGACUAAAGGGGGUGCAAAAUAUGUAUAUAUUUUUAUUUUUUUGCCCUAAAUAACAGAUUUAAUCUUAAUUCUAUCCUACCUAUGUGUGUUUAUUGUGACAUUUGCUUAAAUUCUAGCCCUCUUAAAGAGAAUAAUAGCAAGCUUAACCUGCCAGAGAAUGAAAAGCUAGCAUUUAAGUUUUCUUUUAAAGUUGGGGUGAUGUCUAUGUUCUAUAUUGCUUGUAUUCUAAUGGUUGUUAUGCCUGAAGUAAGUUAAAAUUGUACAUUUAUGUAAAAUUUCAGAAUGCUUUAGGGCCCAUUCUGAACAAGUAUUUAUUUAUGGUUAACCUUUAAUUUUAAUGGGCAACUUUGAAGCAGAAAAAGUUGCAUUUGUACUCAUUUGUACUAUUCUAUUGCCUGAGAAAUGGACAGGAAAUGGGCUUGAUGCUUAAUGUACAGUACCUCAAAUUUAAAGGACAGCAAAGUACUUAUUGAGGACUUUGAGUUAAAUGUUUCCACUGCCAUGACUUUGACCUUAAAUGUGUCAAUAGAAUUUUUUUUGGUGCUUUUUUUCCCCUUGAGGUUGUAAUGCUUUGUGAUCAGCUAUUUUAUUUGUUAUGGAGUGUUCUGCAGUUAAUUCCUUUUAUGUUUAAAAUCAUUUCUCCCCAUCAGAUGCUCGGUAAUGCAAUGCAUGCAGCUCUUGUUCAUUUCAAGAGAGGCCUAAUACCUUUUUCUAAUCCGGUUCAUUCGAGCAUUUUAUGUUUUUGCCAGCAGGUGGACGGAAGAUUCACCUUUGAUUCAGUAGAAAGUCGGCGAUAACCUCUAACCUGUACUUGCAGCAUGGCUCUCGUGGUACCUGCAGCACACAGCACAUGUUUAUGAGCUACGUUGGCAGUGUAAAAAUUGCAAAAAAUCAAAGUUUUCUUCAUUGCAAAUUUGUGGCAUCAAAAGAGAAGCUGAAGAUGCACCUGGCCUUAAAGGAUUGCAGCAGUUACAGAUGUUAGUGACACUAUUCUCAAAUAUGGAUGAUCGUUAUGUUUAAUUGUUGCAAAUAAAAAUUUUAACCUAUAAAA
Messenger RNA from Oryzias latipes (Japanese medaka), 3255 nucleotides. RefSeq names its product MDM4 regulator of p53 (gene mdm4). Gene Ontology annotation, molecular function: ubiquitin-protein transferase activity. Gene Ontology annotation, biological process: negative regulation of apoptotic process; protein ubiquitination; regulation of cell cycle. Lineage: Eukaryota; Metazoa; Chordata; Actinopteri; Beloniformes; Adrianichthyidae. The record is from RefSeq and is a predicted model, not a curated record. Gene Ontology annotation, cellular component: nucleus.